This is a messenger RNA of Otolemur garnettii (small-eared galago), 3635 nucleotides long. RefSeq names its product solute carrier family 6 member 15 (gene SLC6A15). The transcript is spliced from 12 exons. The record is from RefSeq and is a predicted model, not a curated record. Gene Ontology annotation, molecular function: proline:sodium symporter activity. Gene Ontology annotation, biological process: L-leucine transport; sodium ion transmembrane transport. Bases 453 to 2642 code for a protein of 729 amino acids. Gene Ontology annotation, cellular component: plasma membrane. NCBI's taxonomy places the organism in Eukaryota, Metazoa, Chordata, Mammalia, Primates, Galagidae.
CAUGCGCGCGCACACGCGCCCGCGCGCCUGCAUCCCGUGCUGUUUCCCCGGCAGACACACCGGCGCUCACUAGUCUCUCUUUGCAAGCCUGCGGGGUAGCGACCUCGCAAACCUAGCCCCGGGGCCCGCCCUUGGCAAGCAGCUGCUUCUCUCCGGAUAGCAGCUCCUUUGGGGCCUCCGUCGCAGCCACCCGGACCGGACCCUUUCGUGACUGCUGCUGCCAGUACCGGGAAGCAGCAAGAGGCGCUGGGUCAAGACACACUAACGGUAUCUACAGAACAGUGGACAUACAGACCCAGGACCCAUAAGACUUUAUCACCUUGAAUCAGGAAUUUACUUGGUAUCAUCCUCGGUCUUUACUUCAUCCCAAGUGACAUUUUUUUUUCUUUUAAAAAAAGAACUAAUAUUUGCCAAAAGACAGUUUUUAAAAAUAAUACUUUCCAUACUUUCCAAUGCCUAAGAAUAGCAAGGUAGUAAAAAGAGAGUUAGACGAUGAGGUUAUUGAGUCCGUCAAAGACCUUCUUUCCAAUGAAGACUCAGCUGAUGAUGCCUUUAAAAAGAGUGAACUAAUCGUUGAUGUCCAAGAGGAGAAAGAUAUAGAUAUUGAAGAAGAAUCUGAAGUUGAAGAUGAAAGACCAGCUUGGAACAGUAAAGUACAGUACAUCCUGGCCCAAGUUGGAUUUUCCGUAGGUUUAGGGAAUGUGUGGCGAUUCCCCUACCUGUGUCAGAAGAAUGGGGGUGGUGCGUAUCUUUUACCGUAUUUAAUACUGCUUCUGGUAAUAGGUAUUCCCCUUUUUUUCCUGGAACUUUCCGUGGGUCAAAGAAUUCGGCGCGGCAGCAUCGGCGUAUGGAAUUACAUAAGCCCUAAACUGGGUGGGAUUGGAUUCGCAAGCUGCGUAGUGUGCUUCUUCGUGGCUCUCUACUACAACGUCAUCAUUGGCUGGAGCUUGUUUUAUUUUUCUCAGUCUUUUCAGCAACCCCUACCGUGGGAUCAGUGUCCUUUGGUGAAAAACGCUUCGCAUACCUUCGUAGAACCAGAAUGUGAAAAAAGUUCUGCCACGACCUAUUACUGGUACAGAGAGGCGCUGAACAUUUCCAGUUCCAUUGCUGAAAGUGGAGGCUUGAACUGGAAGAUGACGGUCUGCUUGCUGGCUGCCUGGGUCAUGGUUUGCUUGGCUAUGAUCAAAGGCAUCCAGUCUUCUGGAAAAAUCAUGUAUUUCAGCUCUCUGUUCCCAUAUGUGGUGCUUGUUUGCUUCCUAAUCAGAGCACUCCUUCUAAAUGGCUCCAUUGACGGCAUCCGCCACAUGUUUACCCCUAAGCUUGAAAUGAUGCUGGAGCCCAAGGUUUGGAGAGAAGCCGCCACUCAGGUGUUCUUUGCCUUAGGUCUGGGGUUUGGUGGCGUCAUUGCCUUUUCAAGCUACAACAAAAGAGACAACAACUGCCACUUUGACGCUGUCUUGGUGUCCUUCAUCAAUUUUUUCACUUCUGUCCUGGCAACAUUGGUGGUGUUUGCAGUUCUGGGAUUCAAAGCAAAUGUCAUAAAUGAGAAAUGCGUGGCACAAAAUUCAGAGAUGAUCAUCAAAUUUCUAAAAAUGGGAAACAUUAGCCAGGACAUUGUUCCGCAUCACAUCAACCUUUCAGCUGUCACUGUGGAAGAUUAUCACUUAGUUUAUGACAUCCUUCAAAAAGUGAAAGAAGAGGAGUUUCCGGUGCUGCAUCUCAACUCCUGUCAAAUUGAAGAUGAGCUGAAUAAAGCUGUUCAGGGGACCGGGCUGGCCUUCAUUGCCUUUACAGAAGCGAUGACACAUUUCCCUGCCUCUCCCUUCUGGUCAGUGAUGUUCUUCCUCAUGCUGGUGAAUCUGGGGCUGGGCAGUAUGUUUGGAACCAUUGAAGGGAUCAUCACGCCCGUGGUGGACACUUUCAAAGUGAGGAAAGAAUUUCUCACUGUGAUCUGUUGUCUCCUGGCAUUUUGUAUCGGCCUGAUAUUUGUGCAGCGUUCUGGAAAUUACUUUGUUACGAUGUUUGACGACUAUUCUGCUACAUUGCCUCUGCUAAUUGUAGUCAUUUUGGAGAAUAUUGCUGUCUGCUUUGUUUAUGGCAUAGAUAAGUUUAUGGAAGACCUAAGAGAAAUGCUGGGCUUUGCUCCCAGCAGAUAUUACUAUUAUAUGUGGAAAUACAUUUCUCCUUUAAUGCUGUUAUCGUUGCUGACAGCUAGUGUUGUGAAUAUGGGGUUAAGUCCUCCUGGCUAUAAUGCAUGGAUUGAAGAUAAGGCAUCUGAAGAAUUUCUGAGCUUUCCAAUGUGGGGGAUGGUGGUCUGUGUCUCUCUCAUGGUCCUCGCCGUCCUCCCCAUCCCCGUAGUCUUCAUUGUCCGUCGCUGCAACCUCAUAGAUGACAGUUCUGGGAAUUUAGCAUCUGUGACCUAUAAGAGAGGCCGGGUCCUGAAAGAGCCUAUAAACUUAGAAGGAGACAAUGCAAGCCUCAUUCACGGAAAGAUACCCAGCGAGAUGUCGUCUCCAAAUUUUGGUAAAAAUAUUUAUCGAAAACAGAGUGGAUCGCCGACCCUGGACACAGCUCCCAAUGGACGGUAUGGAAUAGGGUACUUGAUGGCCGACAUGCCAGACAUGCCGGAAUCUGAUUUGUAGCUGGGGGAAAACCCUGCCUGUAUCUUUGGGUCAUUUUCAUCAACGGACACUGUCUCUCUAUUGGCUCUAUGAAGAGAAGCAUUAGGCUUCGCUUAUCGGGGGCGAUCUCAGGUGAUCCAUGGCUGUGAUCCUUAGUCCUAACAGGAGCUGUCAGUUCAACUAGAGCUUUCCUUUGGGUUCUUUGGUUUACAUUUGUGCAGAAAAGGUCACAGACGAAGCUCAUGAUGACCGAGGCCCGGGUUUGUCAGGAUUUUUACAAGUACUUUUGGUGUAUUUUCAAGCAUUUCUAUCUCUCAAACAGGUAUUACCUCAGUUUCGAAUAAUUUCUGGGUUUAAUAGUAUUGGCAAUUCAAAAACGACAGACCUUAAAAUUUACAAGUUUGCCUUCAGGGUAACUUCCAGUAUUAAAAGGACAGAUCUGUAAUUUGGUGCCUCUCAGCACAUUUCCAUGAACAGGUCGUGUAGAUAGGUUGUAAUUAUUUUGGUAGCAUUGAUACCUUCUUAGGAAAUUAGCUGAAACCAACUGCAAAAUAUUUUCGUAUAUAAUAGCUAUAUAGAGCAAUAGCAUCAAACAUUAAGAAGGCACUAAUGCUGGGAUGAAAGGUGGAAUUCACAGGUGGCUGGGGAUCAUGUGAGUGAGGGCUGUAUAUUUGGUGUAAAAUAUAUGUGUGAAAAUGACCUGUGAGUGAGUUGCUCCGCACUCUCAAGAAAUAUGCAGAUUCUGCAUUUUUCUCAUGCCGUGUGCCUAAAACCCUACUUGAUAUUUAUUGUGGCUUCAAGAUGACUCAUAGUAUAUUUAUAUAAUAUACUUGCAAUGUAUAUAGAUGUAUCUUAGUACUCUAAGUACUGAUUUGAAAACUUGAAGCAAGUUGGCGUUUUAUUUCAUAUCCUUCUGUUUUGCUUCUGUUUUAUGCAAAUAUAAAUCCUUUUUUAAGUGAUUGUUAAAAUUGUAUGGCAUUACAGUUUAAUCUACAAAUAAACGACGUUUAAAAA